Molecule: messenger RNA, 1671 nt
Organism: Aspergillus clavatus NRRL 1
Lineage: Eukaryota; Fungi; Ascomycota; Eurotiomycetes; Eurotiales; Aspergillaceae
Product: translation initiation factor eIF2B subunit delta
Exons: 2
Coding region: 1-1671 (556 amino acids)
Source: RefSeq, a predicted model, not a curated record
AUGGCGACGCCUGCUCCCUCUUCAACACCAGAAUCUGCGCCCGCGCAGCAGCAACAAAAACAAAAACAAGCACCACCACCCAAGUCCGAAAUGCAAGCCCAGCAACAACAACCACAACCGCCCCGCGAUCCUAAGGGAGCCGCGAACGGCGCAUCAAAACCCGCCAAACAGCCCACGAAAUCGAAAGAGGCCGCGUCCUCGACCGAGGGCACCGCCCAGGCCGGCGCCGGGGCCGAGAAACUCUCCCCCGCCGAACUGAAGAAGCGAGCCAAGGCCGAGAAAACCGCCCGCAGGGCGAAAGAGAGGGCGGAGCGCGAGCAGACCGGCGGUGCAGCGCCGGCUCAGGGCCCCAGUACCCCUGCCCGGAAGGGUCAGCCUGGUGCUGGUGGCAGUGGCGCGGGAGCAAAGGACUCGGCGGCCGCGCAGGCGCAGAAGGGAUCGAAACAUCUGCCGCGUCGCGGGUCUGGGCAGGCGGGCGGGGCUGCGGAGAAGAAGAAGAAGCAGGAGGAUAAGAGCGUGGCUGUGUUCGGGCACUUGUAUGGACAGCAGCGGCGGACAACGGUUGCCGGGGCUGGGAAGGAGGUGCAUCCCGCUGUGUUGGCUUUGGGGUUGCAGAUGAGGGAUUAUGUGAUUUGUGGGAGCAGUGCGCGGUGUGUUGCAACGUUGCUUGCGUUCAAGCGGGUCAUCGAGUCCUACACAACCCCCUUGGGCACCUCUCUGGCUCGUCACUUGACUACCCACCUGUCCCAUCAAAUCACCUAUCUUUCUACGUGUCGUCCUCUAUCGAUCAGCCAGGGAAACGCUAUCCGUGCGCUGAAGCUGGCCAUCUCCUCGAUCGAUCCGUCCAUCCCAGAGCCGAGUGCCAAGGCGUCAUUGAGCGACUUCAUUGACAACUUCAUCCGCGAGAAGAUUACGGUUGCGGACCAGGUCAUUGCUGAAAGCGCCGCACAGAAGAUCCAAGAUGGCGAUGUGAUUGUGACCUAUGCGGGCAGCUCAAUUGUCAAACAAACCCUUCUUACCGCACACAAACAGGGAAAGAACUUCCGGGUAUCGAUCAUCGAUUCUCGUCCGCUGUUUGAAGGCAAGAACAUGGCGCGGACAUUGGCCAAAGCCGGCCUGGACAUCCAGUACUCGCUGAUCAACGGCACCAGCCAUGCCAUCAAGGAUGCCACCAAGGUGUUCCUCGGAGCUCACGCCAUGACCAGCAAUGGCCGGCUGUACUCUCGCGUCGGCACGGCGCUGGUCGCCAUGUCGGCGAAAGAGCGUGCAGGCGGCGUGGAGGUCCCCGUCAUCGUAUGUUGCGAGAGCGUCAAGUUCACAGACCGGGUUGCUCUGGACAGCAUCGUGGUCAACGAGAUUGCCGAAGCGGACGAACUGGUGACGGCCCAGCCGUUGCAGCAGGUAACAGAUCUGCCCGAUCCUGCCGCCGCCUCUCAGCCGGAGCCUAAGAAGGGUGGUAAACCUGCUGCCGCCCCCAUCCCUUCCGAGUCCAAUGCCGUCUCUCAGGGUGACUCGCCUCUGAAGAACUGGAGAGAUACCCCCAACCUGCAGCUUCUGAACAUCAUGUACGAUGUGACACCGGCCGAGUAUGUUGACAUGGUUGUCACCGAGAUGGGCAGUCUUCCCCCCAGCGCUGUUCCCAUCGUUCACCGGAUGAGUACGAACAUGUGA